AUGGAGGGCUUCGAAGAUAUGCAAAGUCGCCAUCGCAAGGAGCAAAAGGAUUUACAAGGACGCACAACACAAAAGAAGAAAGGCGCAUCGAAGAAGACUAGAAAAGGUGUGAAUAACGAAUGCGAAGAAUUAGAACGACAAUUGAAAGAAAGACAAGCUCAAGAAAUAGCAUCGCUAGACGGGGAUACUGUUGCGGAUAUUAAUGAUGUUCCAGAGCUUGAUGAAGAAGCUUCAGAAACUUCUGCAAAUGUGAUUGAUACAAAUGGAGUCCAUGAUCUCACGAACUCCUUAGAUAAAUCCUCGAUCGCCGAAGCGGCGGAUUUCGAGACAGGACAAACUAAGAAACGUAAUCGACAGAAAGAAAGACUCGCACGAAGAGCGGCGGAACAAGAAGCUGAUGUGGAGGAAGCUAGGAAAGAAGCUGCAAAUAUGCCCAACGAAAAAGAAGUGGAGAGGAAACGAAUGCAGGAGGAGUUUAGCUCAAGGAAUUUACAUGAGAAACAAAUUCGACCAGAUGGACAUUGCCUCUUCUCUGCCAUAGCCGAUCAGUUGUCCCAGGCUGGAAUACCUCUUGGAGCAGAGGCAGAAGGAUUGAAGGAUGAUCAACGAUACAAAGUGAUCCGCAAAGCAGCUGCAAGAUAUAUCGAGGGACACCCAGAUGAUUUUAUUCCGUUUCUAGACGAACCGCUCGAGGAUUUUAUUCGCAAAGUUAGAGAAACUGCGGAAUGGGGUGGCCAUUUGGAACUUCUUGCUCUGGCAAAAACCUAUAAUGUCGAGAUCUGUGUGUUGCAGAAUGGAGCUGCCCAAAAGAUUGAGCCUGGGACCGAGAAAAAAACAGAGACGAUUUAUCUGGCAUAUUAUCGACACGGAUUUGGACUGGGAGAACAUUACAAUUCACUUCGAAAGGCACCGUAA
Sclerotinia borealis F-4128 is the source of this 915-nucleotide messenger RNA. The record is from the annotation of a GenBank genome assembly. Lineage: Eukaryota; Fungi; Ascomycota; Leotiomycetes; Helotiales; Sclerotiniaceae.